AUUUGCAGUGACAAUCAGCGUACGUGCUCUACUCAUCUGCUUGGUUCCGGUAUAAAUGAAGCUGCGGCGGGAUCGGUUAGGAUUAGUUUUUGAUUAGGAAUCAUCUCGUUUGUCCGGUGAUUUAUCGUUAGCAAGUGGUUCGGAAGGAUAUUUGAAAAUGAAGUUCUUGGCGGUUGGUGUUUUGGUGGUGCUUCAUUUUGGUUGCGGCAGUGCAAGAUUGGCACCAAUUUUGACGGCUUGCUCGCGGAGCGACCCAAAUUUCGAACGAUGUGUCAAAGAGGUUGUAGAACGCAUCCGACCGAACAUUGCCGAGGGAAACUAUGGAGAAGGCCAACCGAAGGCCCCUCUCCUGGAGCCGAUCAUGAUCGACAAAAUGAGCAUCGACCACGGCCCAGGAUUCCGGGCUAAACUUACCAACGUGACUAUCAGGGGUGCCGGUGAUUUCGUGGUUCGUCGAGUGAAACUCAACAUAGAUGAGAGAAUGUUCAACGUCAGCGUGAAGCUUCCCAAAAUGAUCGUCAACGGACAAUACACUUUGGACAUGAAGGUGCUACUGUUACGCAUCUCCGGCCAGGGCGAUUUCGAUCUUAUUCUCGACAAUACAAUUGCUAAUAUGCGGCUUAAGUACAACCUCAAGCCGGGACCGGGCGGGAUGGAACUCGUUCAGUUCGAGCCGAUUCAGGUUAAACUGCGCUACGAUAAGGGAAGGUUCAAUUUGCACAACCUGUUUAAUGGAGAUCCCACGCUCGGUCAGAUCGGAAAUAGCGCAAUCAACGAGGAUCCGCACGUGCUGCUGGAUGAAGUGAAGCCGGCGUUUGAGGAAAGUCUGGCAAAACAGUUUACCGCUAUGGCGAACAGCGCUGUGAGCGGAGCAACGGAGCUGGACAUACUUCCUCUGUGAUGUUAGAUUAGAAUAGUAUAUAACAGCCUACUUAUUGUUUUUAUAUGUGUUUAGAGCAGUAUUUCCCUAAGUCUUAUUUUUCAUUCUCAUUUAAUUGUUAAGGAAUCAACAAUUUUGCCUCAGUUAGUAUUCAAUUCCGAAUAGAAAGGAAGAACUGUAGUUUUCAUGAUCUAGCGGAAGCAUUGAUCUAAAGAAUCAAUUAUAUCGAAUUUUACAGUAAAAAAAAAUAAGUCUCUGACUAUGAAUAAAGAAAUACUGUU
Armigeres subalbatus is the source of this 1161-nucleotide messenger RNA. RefSeq names its product circadian clock-controlled protein daywake-like. The record is from RefSeq and is a predicted model, not a curated record. The coding region runs from base 158 to 901 and encodes 247 amino acids. The transcript is spliced from 4 exons. NCBI's taxonomy places the organism in Eukaryota, Metazoa, Arthropoda, Insecta, Diptera, Culicidae.